Castor canadensis (American beaver) is the source of this 1242-nucleotide messenger RNA. RefSeq names its product family with sequence similarity 187 member A (gene Fam187a). The record is from RefSeq and is a predicted model, not a curated record. Lineage: Eukaryota; Metazoa; Chordata; Mammalia; Rodentia; Castoridae.
AUGAGCCUGGCUCAUACCACUGUGCUCCUAUGGGUCUGGAGCACUCUCCAGGCCUUUGAAAUUGUGGAGAAGGAGAACAUCUUUCAGAAGACCCCCUGCCCUGCUUUCCUGAUGUUUGACAAUGCAGCUUACCUGGCUGACAUGAGCUUCGAGCUUCCCUGCCACUGCAAGCCUGAGGAGGUUUUGACUGUGGUCUGGUACUACCAAAAGCACCUGGGUAGCAGCCACACCAAAGUGCUGACAGAUUUCGACGGGCGGUUGCUGACAGAGGCAUCUCAGGUGCGAGCGGGCAGUGACAUGCUGGUCCGCUUCAGCAUCCACAUGUUCAGCCUGUUGGUCUUCCGGGCCCAGCCUGAGGACUCGGGCCUGUACUUUUGUGGUACCCGCAAGGGGGACUACUUCUAUGCCUACGAUGUGGACAUCCAGAGCAGUGAGGGGAUGGUGGCCAUUUUCAAGGACAAAGGUCAGGAGCCCUUUGCAGAUGAGUACCAUGGGAGCCUCCGUGUCUUCACCACCUUCUGGGAGUGGACCCCCUGUGACCGCUGCGGAGUGCGGGGGGAACAGUGGCGCAUAGGCCUCUGCUACCUGCAGAGCCCUGACCUCUCCCCGAGAUACCGUAAGACACUGCCUGACGUGGUGUCCUGUGGAUCACAGGCUGUGCCAAGGAAGCUGCGCGUCAUGGUCAAGGGCCACAUGCCUGAGCUGCUGGUUCAGAGCUGCCUGGUGCCCUGCAAGAAGAACCAGAUCCAGAAGGGCAUGCUGGCCAUCUACAACUUUGUGUCCAAAGUGGGCAGCAGGCCCUGGAUGCCCCAGGUUCCCAUUCAGUUCCACCAGCAAAGACUAGGCCAUGGACUCAUCAUCUCCUGUCCUGGGGCCCGGCCAGAGCAUGCUGUGGCCUGGGACAAGGACCACCAGCGCCUGUACCGCACACAGUACCUGAAAGGCGUCAACAGAUCCAUGAGAGUGUUCAUUGACCAUGGCAACCAGCUCCACAUCCGCUUCACCCAGCUGAGUGACCGUGGUAUCUAUUACUGCUGGCGGCAGGGUGUGAGGAUUGCUGGGUUCCGCCUGGGUGUGACAUCCCGAGGGCGCUAUCCAGCCUCACUCUCUGACCCUGAGACUCGCUCUGCCGUGCAGCUCACCCUGAUAGGAUACCUGCUCAUCAUAGUAGUCUUUGUCACCAUUCACCUCUGUCGUUGCUGCUGUUACUUGUUUCGCUUUUGUCCCAACUUCUCCCCCUAG